UUAACAGUGAGGACUGCAGGACGCAGACUACACACGUACAGGAGUUCAGAAAGGCGUCAUGCUGCUCCUUCAGAUUCAGGAAGGUGUCGAGGCGGAGGGAAGUCCUGCGGUUCCUCUCUCUACCUCAGGAGACGUCCUUCUGUUCCUCUCUCUAAUUUCUGGAGGAGAGGUCCUGCUGUUCCUCUCUCUACCUUCACGGAAGGCGGAUCCAUCUCGUUUCACAUCCACCGUUUGAAGACUAGAACCAGUAGCAGGUUGACAGCAGGACCGAGAAGCUGCGCGUCCAUGUUGGUCGGUGAAAGAAGUCAGAAGGUCUGCUCAGAAGAAGGCGGUGGAGGUCUAAUAACCAUGAUAUGAUCGACGGAGGUAACGUCCGCUUAUGAGCUCAUGUUCCAAUCCCUCGUAAUGCUGAUCCUCCAGGCGUCACCUCGUCCUAGCGUUGAGCACCCGCUAUAAGGUCGCAUGGAGCGACUCGGGGUCCUCCUGGUGGCCAGCUGCCAGGAGAACCAGGAGAGCCCGGAGCUGAGGAGGAGGAGGCGCUGGGCCAGACUGUUCGAUCAGCUGGACCUCAAUAAGGAUGGACGGAUCGAUCUACGUGAGCUGCGGGUUGGCCUGGCAAAGCGAGGGGUGUCCCGGAGCUCCGUGGAUAAGGUCGUCCUCGCCGGGGACACCAACCAGGACGGGGAGCUGGACUUUGAGGAGUUCAGCCGCUACCUCCACACCCACGAGAAGCAACUCAGACUCCUGUUCAGCAACCUGGACCGCAACCACGACGGUGAAAUCGACGCAGCAGAGAUCCAACACUCUCUGCGCUCCAUCGGUCUGGACGUCAGCCGCCAGGAGGCAGAGCGGAUUCUGAGCAGUAUGGACAGAGACGGGACCAUGACGAUAGACUGGGCCGAGUGGCGCGACCACUUCCUGUUCAACCCACUUCACAACAUGGAGGACGUGGCCCGCUACUGGAGACACACCAUGAUCCUGGACACCGGAGAGCAGCUGCGGAUCCCGGAGGAGCUGUCGGAUCAGAGCAGGUCCUCUGUGUGGCGGCAGCUGGCCUCCGGGGGGCUGGCGGGGGCCGUGUCCCGGACCAGCACCGCGCCCCUGGACCGGCUCAAGGUCUUCCUCCAGGUCCACGGCUCCUUCCCCGGGACGAGCUCGGUGGGGAACAGCUUCCAGUCCAUGGUGAGGGAGGGGGGGCUGGGCUCGCUGUGGAGGGGCAACGGGAUCAACGUCCUGAAGAUGGCCCCCGAGACCGCCAUCAAGUUCACCGUCUACGAGCAGAUCAAAGGCCUUCUGGGAGGAAGUGACGCCAGCGGACACCUGAAGCUUCAGGAGAGGUUUAUAGCUGGCUCACUGGCUGGAGCCAUCGCCCAGACCGCCAUCUACCCACUAGAGGUCCUGAAGACACGGCUGACGCUGAGGGCCACGGGCCAGUUCUCGGGGGUGGCGGACUGCGUCUCCCAGCUGCUGCGGAGGGAGGGCGUCUGGGCCUUCUACCGGGGCUACGUCCCCAACCUGCUGGCCAUCGCCCCGGCUGCAGGCAUCGACCUGGCCGUCUACGAGUCUCUGAAGAACUCGUGGAUCAGCAGGAACUCGGCCUCCGGGCCCCCCGGGGUCCUGGUUCUGGUCAGCUGCGGGGCGCUGUCCAGCACCUGUGGCCAGCUGGCCAGCUACCCGCUCGCCCUGGUCAAGACACGCAUGCAGGCCCAAGCCGCGGAGGGAGGAGGCCCCCGUCCCUCCAUGACCGCCCUGUUCCACAGCAUCCUGGCCCAGGAGGGCGUGGCCGGGCUGUACCGCGGCCUCUCCCCAAAUCUGCUCAAAGUCAUUCCCGCCGUCAGCAUCUCCUACGUGGUCUACGAGUACAUGAGGCGCGGCAUAGAGAACGGGUUCCUCUAGCACCAGGAACCAUAGAGAACGGGUUCCUCUAGCACCAGGAACCAUAGAGAACUGUUCCUCUAGCACCAGGAGCCAUGGAGAACGGGUUCCUCUAGCACCAGGAACCAUGGAGAACUGUUCCUCUAGCACCAGGAACCAUAGAGAACUGUUCCUCUAGCACCAGGAACCAUAGAGAACGGGUUCCUCUAGCACCAGGAACCAUAGAGAACGGGUUCCUCUAGCACCAGGAACCAUGGAGAACUGUUCCUCUAGCACCAGGAACCAUAGAGAACGGGUUCCUCUAGCACCAGGAACCAUAGAGAACUGUUCCUCUAGCACCAGGAGCCAUGGAGAACUGUUCCUCUAGCACCAGGAACCAUAGAGAACGGGUUCCUCUAGCACCAGGAACCAUAGAGAACGGGUUCCUCUAGCACCAGGAACCAUGGAGAACUGUUCCUCUAGCACCAGGAACCAUGGAGAACGGGUUCCUCUAGCACCAGGAACCAUAGAGAACGGGUUCCUCUAGCACCAGGAACCAUGGAGAACUGUUCCUCUAGCACCAGGAACCAUAGAGAACUGUUCCUCUAGCACCAGGAACCAUGGAGAACUGUUCCUCUAGCACCAGGAACCAUAGAGAACUGUUCCUCUUGCACCAGGAACCAUGGAGAACUGUUCCUCUAGCACCAGGAACCAUAGAGAACGGGUUCCUCUAGCACCAGGAACCAUGGAGAACUGUUCCUCUAGCACCAGGAACCAUGGAGAACGGGUUCCUCUAGCACCAGGAACCAUAGAGAACGGGUUCCUCUAGCACCAGGAGCCAUAGAGAACUGUUCCUCUAGCACCAGGAACCAUAGAGAACGGGUUCCUCUAGCACCAGGAACCAUGGAGAACGGGUUCCUCUAGCACCAGGAACCAUAGAGAACGGGUUCCUCUAGCACCAGGAACCAUGGAGAACGGGUUCCUCUAGCACCAGGAACCAUAGAGAACGGGUUCCUCAACACCAGGGGGCCGUAGAGAACCCACCUCAACCUGGGGAUGGAGUCUCUGUCCUGACCUUCAGACAACAUCACUGGUCCAUAAAGGACUGUUGCUGCUCGCUGUUCUGCUAAAGCUUUGCUUUAUUCAUUUACAUUUACAUUUAGGGCAUUUAGCAGCCGCUUUUAUCCGAAGCGACUUACAAUAAGUUAAUUUGUCACAAGAAGUGAAACAAUAUAUAGCUGUCAGUACAGUAAAGAUGUUCAAAGAACCAAUUACAAGUACAAACAAUCGCUAGGCUAACCCAUGCCCCGUGUACAGCAGUGAUAGCAGCUACUGCAGAUGCUACACAAUUAAAACACAAUUAUUCAAUAUCAUUGAUAGGCCUAUUCAUAGUGUGUACACUUUUAUUUAUAAAAUCAUACAUACCCUGGUUACAAUUGGUUUGCAAAGAGACUGAUGACUUUGUUUCCUAUUCAUAUUUAGAAUAUAAUAGAUUUAUGAUAAAGUGCCAUAUUGCCACAUGAUUGAUGUAGGCCAGCUCUCAGGAAUAAAUCUACCGUUAUAUUUGUAUCAAAUGUGAUUUUCUGCUACCUAAUAAAACAGCAAUAUUGUGA
Gadus morhua (Atlantic cod) is the source of this 3467-nucleotide messenger RNA. Its product is annotated as calcium-binding mitochondrial carrier protein SCaMC-1. Gene Ontology annotation, biological process: transmembrane transport. Bases 463 to 1896 code for a protein of 477 amino acids. NCBI's taxonomy places the organism in Eukaryota, Metazoa, Chordata, Actinopteri, Gadiformes, Gadidae. The transcript is spliced from 11 exons. The record is from RefSeq and is a predicted model, not a curated record. Gene Ontology annotation, molecular function: calcium ion binding.